This is a messenger RNA of Brienomyrus brachyistius, 1425 nucleotides long. RefSeq names its product translation initiation factor IF-2-like. The transcript has 2 exons. Lineage: Eukaryota; Metazoa; Chordata; Actinopteri; Osteoglossiformes; Mormyridae. The record is from RefSeq and is a predicted model, not a curated record. Bases 1 to 1074 code for a protein of 357 amino acids.
AUGAUGGUGAACUAUAGGACUAGAACGGACAGCGCCGCUUCAAAUCAAGCUCUCACCUGGACCUGGCAGCCACAUCCAUGCUAUAUGGGAGUCCCAGCGGGGGCAGACACCCUCAUCCAGACCGUAUGGGAGUCCCAGCGGGGGCAGGCACCCUCAUCCAGACCAUAUGGGAGUCCCAGCGGGGGCAGACGCCCUCAUCCAGACCGUAUGGGAGUCCCAGCGGGGGCAGACUCCCUCAUCCAGACCGUAUGGGAGUCCCAGCGGGGGCAGACGCCUUCAUCCAGGCCGUAUGGGAGUCCCAGCGGGGGCAGACGCCUUCAUCCAGACCGUAUGGGAGUCCCAGCGGGGGCAGACGCCCUCAUCCAGACCGUAUGGGAGUCCCAGCUGGGGCAGACACCUUCAUCCAGGCCAUAUGGGAGUCCCAGCUGGGGCAGACACCCUCAUCCAGGCCGUAUGGGAGUCCCGCUUGGGGCAGACGCCCUCAUCCAGGCCAUAUGGGAGUCCCGCUUGGGGCAGACGCCCUCAUCCAGACCGUAUGGGAGUCCCAGCGGGGGCAGACGCCCUCAUCCAGACCGUAUGGGAGUCCCAGCGGGGGCAGACGCCCUCAUCCAGACCGUAUGGGAGUCCCAGCUGGGGCAGACGCCCUCAUCCAGACCGUAUGGGAGUCCCAGCGGGGGCAGACGCCCUCAUCCAGGCCGUAUGGGAGUCCCAGCUGGGGCAGACGCCCUCAUCCAGGCCGUAUGGGAGUCCCAGCUGGGGCAGACGCCCUCAUCCAGACCGUAUGGGAGUCCCAGCGGGGGCAGACGCCCUCAUCCAGACCGUAUGGGAGUCCCAGCUGGGGCAGACGCCUUCAUCCAGGCCGUAUGGGAGUCCCAGCUGGGGCAGACGCCUUCAUCCAGGCCAUAUGGGAGUCCCGCUUGGGGCAGAUGCCUUCAUCCAGGCCAUAUGGGAGUCCCGCUUGGGGCAGAUGCCUUCAUCCAGGCCGUAUGGGAGGCGUAUGACGCUUCAUCACCUUUUCUUGCUCUAUAUGGCACAUCACACCAUCAGCAGUUGCCCCUCACUGCAACCCCCUGACUCGAUAAGAACCCUUCCCUUCCCAGAGCUGCAUAGAAGACUGUCAGGUGCCAAUAUCAAAUCACUUAUUUCUGAUUUCCAUAAAACAUGAAUCACAGAAGCCAGGAUCAUGUACGGCUUCGCUCAAUGCAGAAUGUAUAACGAGUCACAGAAAGCACUUGAUAUGCUUAUAAUCAUAUUGCCCUGCUUGCACUAUUUUAUUCCAUUAUUCUGUUAUUUUAUUUCUACUUAUGUUUUGCUUAAUUCAUGUUCUUUGCUCUUAUAUGUAAAUGCAUCAAUACCUCCAAAACAAAUUCCUAGUUCUUGCAGUUGUACCUGGCCAAUAAAUCAACUCUGAUUCUGAUUCUUGAA